Theobroma umbraticum is the source of this 1882-nucleotide messenger RNA. NCBI's taxonomy places the organism in Eukaryota, Viridiplantae, Streptophyta, Magnoliopsida, Malvales, Malvaceae. The record is from RefSeq and is a predicted model, not a curated record.
GGUGCGGUGGCAUCGAAACUCCAAAGUCCAAAGGCGGAAGUAAAGAAAGAAAGAACGCUGAAGGAAUGCGUGAUCGAAGAAAUUUCUAGCUAGUGUCUGUCGAGUAUCAGUCUGGUAUACAAGCAGCAGGAGUAAAUCAAAAUUAAAGAAGCAAGAAGGGUUUACAUACAUUGGGGUUCAGGAUUCCUUCUUCUCCGCCUCCUCCUCCUCCUCCUCCAUUUUUGAAAGCAGGAGUUUUCAACCUUGCAUAGAAUGGACUCCAAGAUAAGUGAUACCAAGGAAAAUGAUAACAAGGCAGAACUAGCUGUUCCAGGUGCUUCUGACGUGAACCAGGGAGACCAUCCUGUUACUCCCCAGCUUCAGGAACAAUCUUCUUCCCCUUCCUCUGUACCCAUGGAGGCUAAUUCAAUUCCCUCUCAGACUGAGAACACCGAUGCUGAUAACAACAUAGAACCACAUUCUACUCCACCUCAGCAUCCUCUUAGCUCAGUUCCUAUCCACAAUGACCAAGCUUCAUUGAAGCCUGCUACUGAAAUCCCAAGUAAUGCGAAAUCUGAAUCCUCUGAUCUGAAGGCACCCAUGGAUGCUACAAUUGACUCCCCUUCGUCCUCCAAUCAUAUUCAAAUUGCUGAACCCACUACUGAUGUUAAAACUGAAACCUCCUCUGGGUCUCCUCCAAAACCAACUGCAAAUGCCAAAACUGAACCUUUUUCUGCAUUACCUCUAAGUAAAACUAAUUGUGAUGUUGACCCUGUACCUACAAGCCCUAAUGAACCUGAACAACUUACGCCUUGUCCAUCAUCUUCUGAUAUCAAACUGGUGAAGGAGAAGGGGGAUGAUUUGAAGAAUGGGGUCAAUAAAGUGGACUUACCUACACCCCCUGUUAAUGGGAACAGCAAUUCUGAGCUCUCAUUUUGCUUUGAUGAUGAUCAUUUUUCUGAUGGCAAUGAGUCAGGAACUGAAGAGGAGCAAUCAGCCUUCAUGAAGCAACUGGAAAUUUUCUUCAAAGAGAGAGGCAUGGAAUUUAAGCCUCCUAAAUUUUAUGGAGAAGGACUCAAUUGUCUUAAGUUGUGGAGAGCUGUUACUAGAUUGGGUGGCUAUGACAAGGUAACUUCAUGUAAAUUGUGGCGGCAAGUGGGAGAAUCUUUCAAGCCUCCAAAGACCUGUACUACCGUUUCAUGGACAUUUCGUGGUUUCUAUGAGAAGGCACUCCUUGAUUAUGAAAGGCAUAAGACAUGCGGUGGUGAGCUUAAUGUACCUAUUGCUUCCCAAUCAGAACCCAUGAAUGUUGAUAAUCAGGCUGCAGGAUCAGGUAGAGCACGGAGGGAUGCAGCGGCACGUGCUAUGCGAGGUUGGCACUCACAACGUCAUUUAAGUAAUGGUGAAGUCAGUGACCCAAUAAUUAAGGAUAAGAAUUCUAUUUCUCUGCAAAAGCGUGAAAAACAGCUUAAAAGCCUCGGUUUGCUUAAACGUAAGAAACCAUCUUACUUGGACCAUGCUGUCAAAGCUGCACGUACCAAAGUGUCCAAGGCACAUGUGGAGACAACGGUGGUUGAUAUCGGACCCCCAGCUGAUUGGGUUAAGAUCAAUGUGCAGAAAACUAAAGAUUGUUUUGAGGUCUAUGCUCUAGUGCCAGGCCUUCUUCGAGAGGAGGUGCGUGUUCAAUCUGAUCCUGCAGGACGCCUAGUAAUAAGCGGCGAACCUGAGCAUCCUGAUAAUCCCUGGGGUGUCACACCCUUUAAAAAGGUUGUCAGCUUGCCCGCAAGGAUUGAUCCACAUCAAACGUCAGCUGUGGUAACCCUUCAUGGACAGUUGUUUGUUCGUGUUCCCUUUGAGCAAGUGUGACUAGCGGGACUAAAAAAUCUGCUCGGCUCCACCAGCU